Chiloscyllium plagiosum (whitespotted bambooshark) is the source of this 422-nucleotide messenger RNA. The record is from RefSeq and is a predicted model, not a curated record. NCBI's taxonomy places the organism in Eukaryota, Metazoa, Chordata, Chondrichthyes, Orectolobiformes, Hemiscylliidae.
AAAAUAUAGCAUGGACGCUCCUGCAAAUUUCAGCCAGAUAAAAUUGCUGCUAAAAUCACUGACUACAAAUGGGUUUGGGGAGGCGAGGCAGCAUUGGAACAAGCAGUGAGAGAGAUAGGACCGAUGUCUGUUGUGAUUAAUGCAAGUCUGAAAUCCUUUCAACAUUAUAAAGGAGGAGUUUACUAUGAUGAAAAUUGCAAUGGAUAUUUAACCGAUGAAGUGCUGGUGGUUGGUUUUGGAAUUGAGGAUGGAAUGAACUAUUGGCUGGUUAAAAACAGCUGGGGAACAGACUGGGGUGAAGACGGGUACAUCAAAAUUGCUAAGGAUAGAGGGAAUCACUGUGAAAUUGCCAGUUUUGUGCGGUACCCUGUCGUGUAACGAGCCAACUGAUAAGACAGAGCUUCAUCAAUCCCAGCUGAAUG